Molecule: messenger RNA, 1293 nt
Organism: Epinephelus lanceolatus (giant grouper)
Lineage: Eukaryota; Metazoa; Chordata; Actinopteri; Perciformes; Serranidae
Source: RefSeq, a predicted model, not a curated record
AUGACAGACAGCGAAUUGAACUCAUCUCCAUGCCCCAGCUAUGACGCGUUCCAUCUCCCUAGCAAAUACACGUUCCUCAAGGUUCUGGGAGAGGGCAGUUUCGGGACGGUGUUGAAAUGUUGGAAGAAGGACACGAAAGAAACUGUGGCUGUGAAGAUCCCCAAAUCAUCAGAAUGUCUCAACAGUGAGAUUGCCAUGUUGAAAAAGUUCAAGCGUCUCAAGUUAGAGCAGCACAAUAUAAUCAAGUUUUUGUGCUGCUUCAACACGAGCCAUGGAAGGGCUCUAGUUUUUGAGAUGUUGGACAUGAGCAUGCGCGACUACAUGGUGAAGACCAACUGUGCCCCGAUGCGUUUGAGUGACGUCAGCACCAUCAUUCAGCAGCUGGCCAAAGCACUCAAGGCGCUGAAAGGCAUCGGAGUGAUCCACACGGAUUUAAAAUUCGACAACAUCAUGCUGGUGGAUCACCGGACACGACCCUUCCAAGUCAAGCUCAUAGACUUUGGCUUAGCCAUAAAAUGUUCCAAAGCCAAGCAGGGCAAGAUGCUACAAAACCAUUACUUCAGAGCUCCAGAAAUUAUUUUGGGCCUUCCAUUCUCUGAGGCCAUUGACAUGUGGUCAUUGGGUAUUAUGAUGGCUUGCUUUGUCCAUGGUCAAUUACUAUUCCUGGGAAGAACGGAGUAUGAAUUACUGCAGUACAUUAAUAGAAUCCUGGGUCAGCCGGCAGACUAUCUUCUAAAUAAUGGACAUAAGACAAAGUGUUAUUUCACCAGGACUGAGUCCAACAGCUGGAGGCUCAAGACACAAGAGGAGUAUGAACCGAAUAAUUCCAGGAGUCCCUUAAGCUUAUUAUGUAACGCUCUGGAUGAUCUGAAACACCUGCACCUGGAUCCGAACAACUCAGCGGAGGCUGUGAAGCGAGGGCAGUAUAUUGAUCUCCUGAAGGCCAUGCUGAAACUGGAUGGGACUGAGAGGAUCUCUCCCACUGAGGUCCUCACUCAUCCAUUCAUUGCUAGUGGCCACCACAGCUCCUAUUCGAGGACUCCCAUAGAAAAACCAAGACAUAGAACCACCAGCAUCAAUCCAGACCGCCACCAUCCAGCAUUAUCUCCUCAAGUCCAUCCAUCAGGUGUGAUCCUGGUGCGGCCUGCUGCAGCUAAAAAUGUGCUGCAGACGGAAGAUGAGGACAGUUCAAUCAGUUUGGAGGCUGAGCCGAAGAAGAAGAACUGUGUGCGGCGUUUCUUCUCUUGGAUGAGGAAAACAUUCUGCUGCUCCAUCACCAUCAAAAGGAUAUAG